GGAAAAGAGUCAAGGAUUACAGCUUGAGUCAGAGAAACAACAUCUUUUGGAUGAGCGGGAGCAGUUGAGCAGUUGUUAGAAAGUGCUCGGGAAAAAGUACACUCUCUUCAGGCUUCUCUAAAUUUAGUUGGUGCAAAUACUACUCAUGUACAGGUGGAAGUUAUGUCUAAACAGCUGGCCGCCUUAGAACUUCGAGAGUUGAGAGAAAAACAGAAGGCUGAACAUGCUGCUAUCAUGUAUCAACAUAUCAAAAAGGAGUGUGAUGAGCUGCAACACCGAGUGAAGGAGCUGCAGGAUACUGUUGAUGCUACUUCCAAGAUGAACUUGGUCCUACAAACAACCGAGACAGAGUUACGUCAGCAGCUUCAGGGAGCCAUCUUGCAGGAGGAGUAUGCUAUAGUCACUAAACAAGCUCAGCAACUUACUGAUGAAAAAAUGCAAUUAUCAUCAGAUAAAAAGCGUCUGCAAGCUUUAGUAGAUGUUCUGAGUACCCAGAUGAAGCAGAAACAAAUGCUUGAAUCUUUGAAUCAAGCUGAAGUGGAUCAUUUAAGAAAAGAAGUUCAAGAUCUUGCAGCAAUUAGUGAUGAGCGCUCUAAAAUAGAUGAGUUCAGUCGAGAGAUAAUCUUUCUGAAAGUUAAGAAUUUAGAACUGAUUGCUGAAGUGGACGAGACUAAAGCCUUGUGUGAAAAACGGUCAGUUGAAAUCUCUAGUUUAAGUCAACAGUUACGUGAUAGAGAGAGACUUUUAGAAACUUCAACAGACACCAAUCAUGCCAGAGCCACGAGAUUAUAUGUCAUCAUCAGGGACCUAAGACAACAAUAUACAGGAGCUGUGCCUCUCUCCCAGCAAGAGCGACUUGUCGAUCUGAUGGAAACAUUAAGGCAAGAUAGGAAUGCUUUACAGAAGACCCUUCAGAGUGCCCAGUAUGACAAGAUGGAGUCAAAAAUUGCUCUGAGACAACUGAAAGUAAAACAAGAAGCUCUUGAUGACUUGAAGGUGGCCUUUUCUUCUCCCAAAUCAACAACACACAUUGUUAAUUGGUGUACUAAGCUUGAGGAAGCCAGACUGAAGAAUGUUGAAUUAGAAGAAAAAAUUCAAACUCUUGAGGAGAAUCAUGCUUUAAGUAAAACACGGUUAGAGGGAAAAGAGAGGAGAUUAGGAGAGUUGCAAACACAGCUUAUUAAUUUAGAAAAGCUAUAUAUGGAUGAGCAGCUUUUGUGGGAUGAACGAGAAACUGAAUUGACCAAAGCUCUUGAGAAACACGAGACAAUGCAUAAAAGAGCCAUCUUGGAAAUGAAUACACUGAAUACUGAUGAUGUUCCUGAUGGUUCACUGCCCAUAUCAAAACAGCUUGAACAAACACUAGAUUUAUUACGACAAAAGGUGACGCUGUUGGAAAAUGCUGAGAAGGAAAUAGAAAAAUAUAGAAAUGAGGCUCAAAUUAUCCAGAAGAAAGUAAGAGAGAAGGAAAUAGAGGUUAUAGCAAGAGAUAAAAUAAUUAAUGAAAUUAGAAUAAUGAAGAGCACUUCAAAAGGUUCACAAAUCCUUUCAGAGGCAGCUCACGAUAUAACAGAUGAGGAAAAGCCCAAGUUGGUGACACCUGAAGAAGAAACUAUAAAAGUUAUGGUUGAAGGACUGAAAGAGCGUCUUCGCAUGAGUCAAGACACAGUAAAACACUACCAGGAUCUUUUAGCUAAAGUACAUGAAGAUAAACAAAACCUUGCUGCUAGAAAUAAGGAUGAAUUGACCUGUGUAACUAAGGAGCGUGAAGAGGCAAUUGCAAAAGCGCGGGACCUCCAAUCCCAGCUUGACUGCAUUCCUACUCGGGAUCAAAGUUCAACAGUUUUAACCGAGGCACAAGCAGCACAAAUUCAAAAUUUGGAGGAAACUACAAAAAUGCUUGAAAAACAGUUAGAGCAGACCAAGAGUCACCUAAUUGCAUAUGAAAGGAAAGCAGCACAAUUAGAACGUGACUUGACAAUUGCUCAUCGUGAACAUGCCCAAGAAAAAGAACACUUGGAAGUGUCUAAUCAAGUGCGAGCACAGCAGCAUCAACGUGAACUAGAUAGACUCUCUGGAGAAGUGUGUAAGAUGCGUCAUGAAAGGGAUGAAGUACGUAAGGAAGCAGCUAUUCUUAAAGAGUCUGCUUGUCGUACCCCAUCUGCCAUCUUGCGAACACUGGUAGAAAAAUUGCGUGAUCAGCUAAUUGAAAAAGAAAAACAGGUUUCCAGGCUUCAUCUUGCUGUACAAGACAUGAAGAAGAGGAUGUCAGAAAAUAAGAUACAAAAUGAAGAGAUAGAUCCAGCCAUAAUUGAAAAGGAAGUGUCACAAGUGACCAACAAGCUCACUGAAUCAUUCAAAAUGGAGCUUGGAAAACUUACUGCUAUGAAAGAUAACCUAGAACAAAAACUACAUGAACAAAAUAUUUCAUUUACAGCGGUAAAGGAAAAGAAUAAUGCAGAAAUAGAUACGCUGAAUGAAGAACAUAAAAGCUUGAAAUCAGAAAAUUUAAAAUUGGAAAAGCAGAUGUUUCAGCAAAAGAAAGUUAAUGGUGCUCUUAAACAGAAGCUUGAAGAUUUAGAAGGAAAAUCACCUGCAGCAAUAACCAGAGCAAUUGAGAAUUUGCAAGAAAAGUUAAAGAAAACUGAUACUAAAGAAACACAGGAAAAUGAAAUUCGUAAGGCCAGAAGUCAAGAACAAGUCGUUAGGUGGGAUGAAAGAAAGAAACUCCAAGGCAUAAUUGAUAAAUUGAAAGGAAAAGUGAAGGAUUUGGAAAUAGAUCAUGCUGCAAAUAUAAAGAAGUUAGAGACAAGUAGAGAUCUUUUGAGCAGAGUUGAAAAAGAAAAGCUGUCAUUGCAAUUUAAACUGAAUAAUUUAAGUAAAGUUUCCACUGAAAGAAUGUGUGGUGUUUGUCUGAAAACUUUAAAUGCAAGAGAGAGAGGAAGUGAGAGUAUUAAUCAAGAAAGAUCUUCACCAGCACAUGGUAUUUCACCUGUCAGACAUGCAAGGAAGAGCCAAGUUAGCCCUUCUCCAGAAAGAGCCAUAAUUAAGGUAGAAGUAGGUGAUACUCAGAGAGGUGAAGCCCAGAGUCCCUCAUUGCCUACAAGAGCACAGAUUACACAAGAUGACAGUGAGUUAAGGUUUCGAAUUCAACUAAAAAAAGCUUUGGAGGAAAAACAUAGCCUGGAGUUGAAGUUUAAAAGUGCUGUAGAAGAAAUUGCUGCUCUAAGAAAUUGUCUACAGCAAAAAGAGGAAGAGGAAGAAAGACUAGUGGCUGAGAGGAGUCCAGUGGCACGACGAGGAGGUGGAGCAGCAGUUGUGCUUGAGUACGAGUCUCGUAUACGAACUUUGGAAGAGGAACUACGGCAGAAAGCACGUCUUCUUAGUCAUGUCAAGCAAGUAGUUUGUGAAGCUGCUGCUCGUGAAGAAGCUCUCUUAGAAGAAAAAGGUGUACUGCUUCAAAAAGUUGCUCUUUUGGAAAGUAUAUCAGAGGACACUCCAUCUGCACGCCUUGUUCAUGAAUUAAGGCAGGCUAAACUCACAGUUACUAGACUCCAAAGACAACUGGACCAAAUUCAAGGCAACUCUUAAUGCCUUUGUGUGGCCCUAAUUGAAAAUAGUUUCCAGUCUUAUAUAGUGAGUUAAAGUGGAUAGGAUUAGCUUUGAGUAAAAUAUUUUUUAAGUACGGUACCUUUAUAAAUAGCAAACUUCAGCAUAUAUAAAAGUGUUAGUUGAAAGCAGAGAAAUAUAUCAGUGCAGUGCAGAGACUGGUGAUAAAGUGAAUGAGAAUACUGUAUUAAAAGAUAAGCAUGAGAAUGUUAACUAAGCAGGUUUAGUAGAAAAUGUCAUAAGUCUGCACACAUAAAUAUACAUAUCACAGGUUUGGAUCAUGUGAGAAGGCUACAAAACAAAAUUCCAUAGCAAUUAUGUAAGUUAUUGCAAAAGUAGGAAUGCAAGAAGAGGUUAAGUUACAAUGCAGACUUACUAAAUGGAGUGGAGAGUAAUUUAUAGAAUGAGCAUCAAGAAUUUGUUUAACAGCCUGUAGGUGUGAUG
Molecule: messenger RNA, 4053 nt
Organism: Cherax quadricarinatus
Lineage: Eukaryota; Metazoa; Arthropoda; Malacostraca; Decapoda; Parastacidae
Source: RefSeq, a predicted model, not a curated record